Molecule: messenger RNA, 3930 nt
Organism: Pseudozyma flocculosa PF-1
Lineage: Eukaryota; Fungi; Basidiomycota; Ustilaginomycetes; Ustilaginales; Ustilaginaceae
Exons: 1
Coding region: 1-3930 (1309 amino acids)
Source: RefSeq, a predicted model, not a curated record
AUGGCCUCGCACAUCGUGUUUGAGCCGCAGCUCAACACCACCACCACCCACCGCCUCGACCCGCACGCCCGCAACUCGACGCCGCUCACCUUUGCCGCCCACGUAUCGACCCAGCAGCAUCGCCACACCGCCGACAUCCUCAGCGGCGCCGUCAAGAUCCAGCUAUGGACCAACCUGCCCCUCGUCGACGCCAGCACCGCCGACUCGGUCGGGGGCAGCGGCACCCCGUCGUCGUCGGCACGCCCCGAUACCGACGGGUCGGCCUCUCCCGCCGUGCCCGUGCUUGACGAUGCUUCGCCAGUCGAGGGCCAAGACGCCGAUGGCGGCAAGCAGGCUUGGAGAGCCUACGACCUCGGCCCGGCCCCAUUCUCGGACGCAGCCUGGUCCGUCUUCUGCACCACGCUCACCACGGUGCCACGCGCAGAGGCCGAGCCGGCGGCAAGCCCGUCGAGCGGCUCCCACAAGACCUACUACGGCUUCACCUACCGCCUCGCGUUCCCCGACGGUCGCAUGGAGUGGCUCAGCUACCCGCACCAGGACGGCAGGAUCAAGCUCGUCACGCGGCCUGCAAGCAGCACCAGCAGCACCAGCACCGCGAGCACCCCGAGCAUCGACCAGGUGCUCGCCUUUGCCGACGGCGUCACGUACCGAGACCUCGUCGAGGCAAAUGGCAGCGUCCAGUCGAGCAGCGGGCGCGACGCCAUCAAGAUGUCGGCCGCCUACGUACAGCUGUCGGAUCACAGGGGCGCAGAGGCAGCGCUGGCCACACUGCAGCCCGUCUACCGCUCCGCCUCGGGCAUCGUCGAGGAACGCACCAAGUCGACCUGGUGCACGUCGCGCACCUUUGCCCAUCCGUCGCACGUCUCGCCCGAUUUUGGCGCCUCCUACCUCCUCUUUGCCCUCGAAGACGACGAUGCGGUGCUCGCCGUCAUGCCGGCCAUCAGCGACCCGGACCGGCUGUGGGAUUUGACGCGAUCGCGCCACCCCUCGGCCGCUGAUGGCCAGUACUCGCUCUGCUGCCGCGCGACGCGGCGCUCCGACGGGACCGCCAAGGUGGCUUUCGCGACUGGACCUCGGGCCUGCGCUGUCGAAGUCAUGGAGGCGUGCCGACGCGCCGCCCGGAUCCUCAGCCAGGAGUCGGUCCACGCGCAGGACGAGCGCAAAGACGUGUCGGUGCUGCUCGGCCGCGACGGCGGCUACUCUUCCAUCCUCACCUCGGCCAGCGCCGCGUCCCUCGACACCGAAGCAGGAUCGACGUCGUCGUCUUCGUCCGACGAGUCGUCCGAAGGUGCGUCGGCCGGGCUGCCGGCGUCCAGCUCGGUCGCCUCGAACCUGACCCAAGAGUCCUUUGACUCCCUGCCGCCGACCUACGAGUCCGCGAUGGGCCUGCGCGUAGAUGCCUCCGCCGUCCUACGGGGUGACGGAGAGGGUCACUCGCGCUUUGCAGGCUCGAGACCGCUGGAUCCAAAGACAGGGCUGGGGUUCUGCACGUGGGAGGCCAUGGGCACCGAGGAUCGACGGCCUUUCCUCUCCAAGGUCGUGACUGCCAUCGAGGACCUCGAGGCCAGCUUCGGCGCCGGCUGCAUCACCUCGGUGCUGAUCGACGACGGCUGGCAGGAUGUCGCCUACCACUCCGACGACCGCUCCCACCGCGGCAGCCUCAAGAGCGGCAGGAUGGCCGCCGAGAUGCUCGACGUCGACGAGGCUCGCGCGGCGGCUGCGUCGGGCGAGGACUCGACGGUCCUCGGCCUCUACGUGGCCCAUCUGCGGCGCCGCUUCCCCGCGCUGCAGCACGUCGGCUGCUGGAUGACGCUGGCCGGCUACUGGGACGGCCUCGAGGCCGGCGGCGAGAUUGCGACUCAGCUCCAGGGCGGUCUGGCCGAAGUCGACGUCCACGAUCCCUUUCGCGAGGCGCAGCGAAAGUGGCUGGUGCCCGCCUCCGACGACGCCAACGACGCCUUCUGGUCCCGCACCUUUGCCGCGCUCCGCCAGGCGGGCAUCGACUUUGUCAAGGUCGAUGCACAGGCCGAGUGGGACUGGAUCGUCCCGCACAAGCAGGGCGAGAUGUGCGGCGUCUCUGCCAAGUCGGCCUUUGAGGCCAUGCAGGCGGCCGCGCUCCGCUACAUGGGGCCUGGCAGCAUCAUCCAUUCGAUGUCGGGCAGCUCGGCGACGACCAACAGCGCCAGGACGCUCCUGCUCGGCGGCGGCAGCAACGGCGGCGCCCUCCACGAUGCCCCGACCAGCCUCAGGGUCACCGACGACUUCUUCCCCGACAUUCCCGAGGCGCACCGCCACCACCUCGUCCACAACGCGUACAACUCGCUGCUGGUGGCGGGCGGCGAGCUGCGUGCCGACGCCGACAUGUUCUCGUCCAAGUGUCGGUCGACGUGCGGCGAGGACUGGGCGUCGUACCACGCCUCGUUCCGCGCCUACUCGGACGCCAAGCUUUGGAUCUCCGAGGGCCCCUGGUCGCCCUCGCCCUCGAGCGAGGCGAGCGUGUCGAAGCUGCUGGCGCACGACAAGCGUGGACAGCUGCGCACGGUGCAGGCGAGCGAGCCAGCCCGACCCCUCUCGAGCGCCCUCUUCCAGGAGCUCGUGGCCGACGGGCCCGGUCCCGCGCUGAAGCUGUGCUCGAGGAACGCUGCGGCAGAUGCGGCGAGCAUCGGUCUCUGGAACGCUCGUGGCGCCGAUGCCGAGUCGCUUGACCUCAUCAGCCCGUCGGUGCUGGCGGAACUGCAGGUCGGCGUGGGUCGCGGCGAUGACCUCGCCAUCUAUCGCCCAUCGACUGGAGCGACGGCCGUGCUGAGCCAGGCCCAGCUGCAAGAUCCUCGAGGGCAGCACGAUCCGCUGCUGCUCGUCGGCCUGCCCCGUGCCGGACACGACAGCCUCGUGGUGGCGCCCCUCCGAUCGGGCGGCGAGGUCUCGCUCGGGUGCCUCGGCCUGGUCGACAAGUUCAACGGCAUCCAUGCCAUGGCGGCGCCGGGCAUGUUCCACGAGCUCAGCGGAAGGGCCCAAGAGGGCAGCACCGCCGCCGCCGUCGCCGCCGCUCCGGCCGCGUCUCCGAUCGCCACGACGUCGACGCAGGGCUCAGACGAACAGCCGCCGCUCUCCAAGGUGCUCGCCCUGGGCCAGUCGAGGUGGGACGCGGUGCGCAUCAUGCUGCUGCUCGGCAUCAACACCAUGUUCCAGACGCUCCUGUUCGGCCUGGGAAGCGGCAAGUCGACCACGCGCAGGCGGCCUGCCUCCGGGGCCGACGUGAGCGCCGCGGGCAGCGACCAGCUUCCGCGGCACGGAGUUCUGACUGGCGCCCUGCUGCGCCUACGAUCCGGGGUCGGGCGGCUGGUGGUGCCGCGAUCCCGCAGCGACAUGGACGGCGCUCGGGAGGCGUACCUGCCCCUGAUCACGCUGGGUCUCGGCGCUGGCCGGAGGACGCUGCGCCAUCCGCUCUCGACGCUCAAGACGGCCAUCAACCCGUUGUCGUGGGCGGGCAUGAUGCUCGAGAUGCCCAUCGCCGGUGCCGCACUGGCCAGCGACGAGGUUGAGGUCGAGGUCGAGUCCGAGGCCGGUGCUGAGGCGGCCAGCGAGGUGGACUCUGCCAAUGCGGAACGGCUGCGAUACAGCAUUGAGCUCCUCUUUGCCGGCCUGGUGGGCUUCGUGGUGCGCGCCUCUGCCGAGCGGCUGCGCACGUUCCGCGUCAAGGUCGACGAGCUCGACGUGCUGGAGCGCGAGGGCAUCGUGCAGAUGCGCAUGGUCGAGGAGGGUCUCGUCUGCCCGCCCCCGCGUCGCGAUGCCGAGGCGGGCUGGGAGACGGCCAUCGUCACCGUCGACCUCGAAGCGCUGGCCGGUAGCCGCAGCCACCCGUUCCUCUGCCCGGGUGAAGGCGGGCGGGCCGAGUCGACCUGGCAAGUUGAACUGGCGUUUGAUCGGUAG